This is a messenger RNA of Myripristis murdjan (pinecone soldierfish), 3537 nucleotides long. RefSeq names its product proprotein convertase subtilisin/kexin type 7 (gene pcsk7). Gene Ontology annotation, molecular function: serine-type endopeptidase activity. The record is from RefSeq and is a predicted model, not a curated record. Lineage: Eukaryota; Metazoa; Chordata; Actinopteri; Holocentriformes; Holocentridae. The transcript is spliced from 17 exons. The coding region runs from base 173 to 2398 and encodes 741 amino acids. Gene Ontology annotation, cellular component: Golgi membrane; trans-Golgi network. Gene Ontology annotation, biological process: protein processing.
GCAACUGCUCGCCGACGUCACACGUUUGUUCGCGUAGUUUGUGCUUUACGGAAAUGAGAUGACAAGCCCACUCGAUUUAUCACACAUAAACGGAUAACGAUUCCAGCGAAAAGGUUACGGUUCAGAUGAGGAAGGCCUGCCUGCUUGACCCCGAGCAUCACCCUCCGUUGCCAUGGCAACUUCCUAUUUCCCCCCGUUCUUCCUCAUCCUUGUACUGUCCACCCUCUUUCUCCUGCUUUUGAAACUGCAGCCCUCUGUUGCCCCCUCCACCGCUCCCUUGCAGUCAUCGUCCCCCUCCUGCGGUCCAGGGCAGUCCUGGGCGGUCCAUCUCCACCCUGGCCCACAUUUGAAGAAAAGGAGCUCUGUGGACCUUGAUGUCAUUGCCAACAGGGUGGCAGAGCAGGCUGGACUGGAGAAUCAGGGCCAGAUAGGACAGCUGGAAGGUCACUACCUGCUGUGUUCUGCAUCUGGGGGAAAUGGUGUCCAGCCAGGAGACAUUCUGGCAGCCCAUCCUCAUGUCCUCUGGCACUCCCAGGAGAGAGUCCUCAGCCGGAGCAAGAGAUCAGUGGCCUUCAAUGACCCCCGCUACCCCAAACAGUGGCACCUGCACAACGACAUCAAUAAAGGCAUGGACAUCAAUGUUACUGGUGUGUGGGAGCGUAACAUCACUGGCCAAGGAGUCACAGUGGUGGUGGUUGAUGAUGGAGUGGAACACACCCUCCAGGACAUACAGCCUAACUAUAGUCCAGAGGGCAGUUAUGACCUGAACUCCAACGACCCGGACCCCAUGCCCCACCCAGACGCCCACAGCGACAACCACCAUGGGACACGCUGUGCUGGGGAGAUUGCCGCCGUUCCCAACAACAGCUUCUGUGCUGUGGGGGUGGCCUACGGCAGCAAGGUGGCAGGUAUCAGAGUGCUGGAUGGCCCGCUGACAGACAGCAUGGAGGCCAUCGCCUUCAACAAGCACUACCAGGUCAAUGACGUCUACAGCUGCAGUUGGGGUCCAGAUGAUGAUGGACACACUGUUGACGGGCCACAUCCCCUGGGCAAGGCAGCGCUGCAGCAUGGCGUGAUCGCUGGCAGACGAGGCUUUGGCAGCAUCUUUGUGGUUGCAAGUGGCAAUGGAGGUCAAUACAAUGACAACUGCAAUUAUGACGGUUAUGCAAACUCCAUCUACACCAUCACUAUCGGGGCAGUGGAUGAGAAUGGCAGGAUGCCCUUCUAUGCUGAAGAGUGUGCGUCCAUGCUGGCGGUUACCUUCAGCAGUGGAGGGAACAGGAUGCGGAGCAUUGUGACGUCAGACUGGUCCAUGCAGAAGGGGACAGGCUGUACAGAUGGACACACGGGCACAUCGGCUGCCGCCCCCCUGGCAGCGGGCAUGGUGGCCCUCAUGCUGCAGGUGCGACCCUGCCUCACCUGGCGGGACGUCCAACACAUCAUCGCUUUCACCGCCACCAAGUGUGAUGCCAGUGCAGACUGGAAGGUGAAUGGAGCCGGUUUCCACCACAGUCACCAGCAUGGCUUCGGUGUUCUCAACGCGUGGAGACUUGUCAAUGCGGCCAAGGUAUGGGAGUCAGUGCCGUUCCUCGUGUCCUAUCAGAGUCCAGUACUGAGGGAGGAACAGCCUAUUAUGAUCUAUCCAGAAAAACUGAUCCGCACCUGGAACGUCACUGCUGCUGACCUGAGCCAGUCGGGCAUGCAGACGCUGGAGCAUGUUUCCGUUACCGUGACAAUAACACACCCCUGCCGCGGCAAUGUGGAGAUUGUCUUGGUCUGCCCCAGCGGCAUGACAUCACUCAUAGGGGCACGCCGCGCUAUCGACAGGGACUCUUCAGGCUACCAGGACUGGACUUUUUCCACUGUGCGCUGCUGGGGAGAAAGAGCCGAAGGCCAGUACCGCCUACAGAUAGUUGACCACAAAGAGCCGUCGUCCCAGCAGUGUGCUGACAUCGGGCUGCUGAAGCACUGGAAGCUGACCCUUUACGGCUCCUCUCUGACCUACAGCGAGGUCAAGGACAGACAGAGGCUGGUGGAGGAGGCUAUGAGUGGCCAGUAUCUGGAUAGCAGCUUCUCACUGCCCUGCCCUCCUGGCCUUGACGUCCCACCGGAGAUCAUCAACCCCUUCACCUCCAACAACCUCAAGUUUCUGCUGCUGCUGGGCUGCUUCGCUCUCUUCUGGUCCCUCUACUACACCCUGGAGGUCACCAUGGCCCACCUGGAGCUCAGGGACCUUCUCUGCCUGCGCAAGAGACGUAGAGGGCACCGGGCGAGAGGAGUAGAGGAGGCGGCGCCGGAGCACGAGGAGAAGGAGCGGGACUCUAGAAUCGAAUUGCAUUCAGUUGCGGACGUAGACACCAGACCGCUGCUCAUCAGUGAGGAGAGGCCAGGCACAUAGCACUUAGCCAGAAGAUGGACCACAGACCUCUCUCUGUCCAUGCUUAUGGAUGCUCUCAGGCUCUGACCCUUCCCUUCCCGCCUAAUAAAUUUUUUUACUACUUAUCCUUUCAACCCUUCUGCUGUCCUUGUGUCCCCAAAUCAAAUUUAACUGCGGCGAAAGGGCAAGAACUUGACUCAAGAUGAACUUGACUGUGACGAGUGGACUCUCUGUGUCCCUCUCAGUAUUCCCCAAACAUGUGGCCUUGCAUCAAGAUCAGUGUGUGUAUGUCUGUGCAUUGUCCUGGGUGAAAGGGAUGUCAGGUGUGUGUGUGUGUGUGUGUCCUUGUAUUUCUGUUCCUCUAGUUUUUAGUUCCACAGGGGCUGGUUUAAGGUUAGGACUUUGAUUUACUGUUAGGUUAGUUUUCAGUUACUGGAAGAGUCAAAGCUUAGGCAUGCACUGGAAAGGCGAUGCACAAGGAUGUUUCUGUGUGAGUGUGUGUGUGUGUGUGUGUGUGUGUGUGUGUUGGGGGGGGGGUGUACAUGCUUGUCUGUAGGCAUAUCUGUAAACAAAAAAGACUUGAGGUUUUCUGUUAGUGGGAAUCACUACUAGCAGGGUACAGACCUCUUUGAGUCCCUUAACUUAAGACGAUAAAGAUGCUAUGUGCACUAUAGAGAGAUAUCAAACUACUGUUGUGUGUGCGAGCUUGCGUUCCUGUGAGUGUGUGUUUGCUCAUAGUGUGUGAGGUCUUCCAUGAAAGAAUGUCUUGAAUGUGAGACUUCAAGAGAUUAUUGUUGCAUUUUAAUAAAAUAGAUUAUGUUUUCUGAGGUUUUAUUUGAGGCAUUUGACUUGCAAGUCGGGGGUUGUUGCAUUUGGGUUAUCAUUUUACUCCAGUACUUAAAAACUUGAAGUGGGAUUUUUUCAAGUGUUUUGUGGGGUUUGCAUAUGUAUUUUUUUUAAAAAUCAAUUGUAAUAUAUACUGUGUGUGCCUGUUGUACAGAUAUGCAUCAUUUGAUUUUAACGAUUUAUAAACUGUUUAAAGAAGGUAUUAAAGAGUUCUAAUUUUUUAUAUAAAGGACUGUUUGGAGUGAAAUUGGAAACUGUGUAUUGCUGUGCAAGUCACAGAUGAUCUGAACGAUAAUAAAAUACAGUUGGUGGAA